AUGUCAUGGUCAUUCGAUAGUCAAGCAAAAAUGCCCGCCUUUCUGGCGCUCCUGCCACUUGUUGGCCUCCUCUCUGCCUCGCAGUCCCGGGCGGAUGAUAUCGUCAUCUAUGCGGACAACGCUCUCGCUGCUGGUUGGGAAAAUUGGAGUUGGGGAAGCGACAUCAACUUUGCGGCAACGGACCUGUUUGAAGGAACAAGUAGUGCCUUCAUAAACUCCUCGGCCUGGAGUGCACUGUCGACCAAGUUAGAAGGCACAUUCCCUAACUAUGCCGGUCUCAAAUUUGACAUUGCUGGAAGCCAACCCGACUUAACUAUCACCAUACAGUCGAGUACGGACGGAGCCGUCUCACCCAACAUCCUUCUUUCAUCCAUCAGCAACACCAUCACCCCCAAUGCGUUCACAACCGUCUUGAUCGACUUUUCGAAUUUGCCUGGUAGUGGAGCGGCUUUGGGACCAGGCACAUGGGACCGAAUUGUUUGGCAAGGAGGAGCAAAUGGCGCGGCCUACCACAUUGACAACAUUGUCGUCGUUCAAUCCAUCGUCGUUACCCCACUCUUCCUCUCCGCCGAGCCGUUGGCCGCCAACACUAUCGCUGUAACGACACAAGGCGCUGUUGACUUUUCUACGUUCACCGUCUCACUCAAUGGCAAAGCAGUCAAGAUCUCAAAUACCACUUCCUAUGUCCCAGUCGGCACUCCCUCAAAGAGCGUUACAUAUCUCACCCUUAACACCCUCUUUGUUCCUGGAACACUUUUAAUCAACACCGGUGUUGAAAAUGGUGGUAACCAGGUCUUCAACGUCACUCUUCCUGCUGUCCAAUAUGUCAGCAUCGUCCCUGGGGUCAACUACACAAUAUCUCCCGCCAUCUACGGUGUCAAUUUCCCGUCCUCCUCUCAAUAUGUUCAAGAUCUCGGCAUCGGAAUUUCUCGCUGGGGAGGCAAUGCUGUCACGGCAUAUAACCCUAAUGGUCACUUCACGAAUGCGGGGAACGACUGGUACUUUGAAAAUCGUGUGGCGGACCCACCAGAUGCAGAUGCUUGGGUAAACAUGGUGAAUACCGGUGGUUCGAGCUCUUUCUUGGUCGUCCCUUCAUUGGAUUGGGUUGCAAAAGACGGGUCCUCGUAUUCUUAUCCUGCAUCCGUCUAUCCCGGGCAAGCCAAAACAGAUCCUUUCAACAGUGAUGCUGGAAAUGGACAACUCCCGAACGGCUCAUGGAUUACAACUACCCCUUCGCAGACUCGUGCAUAUACGCCGUGGAACACCGAUAUGGCCAAGACGUGGCUGCAGGGUCUUGCCAACAAACCCGACAUCAUUGCUGUUGAUAACGAAAUCGAAAUUGCAGCGUCCACUCAUCAGGACAUGCACCCAGACCCAAUCAACUACGACGAAGAGCUAGCACGUGUGGUCAACACCUCUCUGGCUGCAAAGGCAGCGCUUCCGAAUGUCAAAGUUGCCGCACCCUCCACUUGUGCUUGGUGGUUUUACUGGACAAGUAUGGUUGGCUAUACCGACAACGCUGCCCACAACAAUAUCGACUUCCUGCCAUGGUUCCUGGCACAGAUGGCCACAGCCGAAAAAAACCACAAGAAGAGGUUAUUAGACUAUCUCGACAUCCACUUCUACUACCAAGCAGACACGAGCGCCAACGAUGCUGCUGCGAAAGCACUGAGACUGCGUAUGACCCGUGCAUUAUGGGACACUACUUAUGUCGACGAAUCCUGGGUCGGCGUUGAGCCCCAGCAAAACCACCAAUGGAAUCCGACGCGCAUGUCCGUCAUUCCGCGUUUCCGCACUCUCAUCGACAUCAACUAUCCGGGCACCAAGCUCUCCAUCAGCGAGUGGAACUCGCAAGCAGACACGGACCUCACUGGUGGCUUGCAUGCUGCGGAUGUUCUUGGCAUCUUCGGUCGCGAGAAGGUCGAUGCGGCCAUGUACUGGGGCACAGUCGACGAGAAUGGACCGAUUGGGCUGGCCUUUUGGCUGUACCGAGGUUUUGGUACAACAUUCGCCGCCAACAGCGCACAGGUCAACCUCGCAACUCCACUCCCCGACACCCAGGGGGUCUACGCAGGCACCGAGAAGGGCAAGCUUACACUGGUCAUCAUCAACAAAAACCCCGAUAAGCCGAUCGCAUUCCAGGUCAGCAACCUGCCCAAGGGAAAGUAUUUCCUGCGGCACUUCGGUGGGCAGGCGGGUCUGGCGAAGUGGCAGACGAAUAUUGCGGUCACGUCGAUCGACUACAUCGUCGUUCCAGCUUAUACGGCGGUGUUCUUCAAGCAGAGCUGA
Molecule: messenger RNA, 2289 nt
Organism: Mycena indigotica
Lineage: Eukaryota; Fungi; Basidiomycota; Agaricomycetes; Agaricales; Mycenaceae
Product: Endoglucanase A
Exons: 8
Coding region: 1-2289 (762 amino acids)
Source: RefSeq, a predicted model, not a curated record